This is a messenger RNA of Adelges cooleyi (spruce gall adelgid), 8417 nucleotides long. It is a transcript of the gene htt, whose product is annotated as huntingtin. The coding region runs from base 223 to 8316 and encodes 2697 amino acids. The record is from RefSeq and is a predicted model, not a curated record. NCBI's taxonomy places the organism in Eukaryota, Metazoa, Arthropoda, Insecta, Hemiptera, Adelgidae. The transcript is spliced from 52 exons. Gene Ontology annotation, cellular component: cytoplasm.
UUUACAGUAUGAUGUACAUAUUAUAAUACUAAUUAUACUUAUUAUAAUUAUAUUAUAAUGGUUAGAAAACAUAAAUUAAAAUUAGUAAUUAAUUAAUGUGUCUCUUUUUUCGUUAAUAUACAUACUUUAUAUUCUGUGUGACGUAUUUUUAAAAAUGUGAUUUCUAUCUACUAUUUCAAUAUAAAUUAUUGAAGUUUUCAGUGUUUAACUGCAACUUCCGCAAUGUCUGUUAUAGAUAGGCUCGCAAGAGCUCUUGAUGGGCUUACGUCUAAUGAUUUGGUCGGACGAGCUGGCGAAAAAGAAAAAUACUGUCGCACUACAGCCGAUUUGAUUUGUGCUCCGAUCAUUAUGAAUUUUUCAUCUUUUAGUGAUUUAUUACACAAGUCCAUUGAUAGCUUAUUGAAAAUGUGUGAUCAUUCAGAAGCUAAUGUGCGAAUGGUAGCUGAAGAAAACUUAAAUAGAGUUGUUCGUUGCAUGAUAGACUAUCGAAAAUCUGAAAUAUUCGUUGAGUUAUUAAAAGAAAUUAAGAGAAAUGAUACUGUGCGUCGGUUAAGAGCUGCUUUAUCAAGAUUUGGAAAAAUUUGUCACUUAAUCACUCCUUCUAGCCGAAAAAAAUUUGUUUUGUUUUUAAUUCCUUGUAUAAAAAAAAUUGGUAUGAGAUCAGAAGACCCAAUUGCAGAAAUGUUAGAGCAAACUUUUCCAAAAAUCAUGCAAAGUCUGGGACAUAUUAUGUCUGACAAUAAUAUUAAGGUGCUAUUGGAGACUUUUAUCAAUAACCUUAUAACAGAAUCUUCAACUAUUCGUAGAUCAAGUGUUACCUGCAUAGAAGCCUUAUGUCUUUAUUGUAGAAAACCAAUGGUUUUUUUCAAAUAUGUAUUGCUCAUAAAUUCUGUGUUGAUUCACGAUCUCAAUAAAUCAAUGGUAUCUGAAUGUGUUUGGGCAGAAAGUUGUGUGGUUAUCGGUUUGUUAAAUAAUUUGAAAAACAUAAUGCAAUAUUCAACAUAUAUAAGUAAUAAUUCAAGUGAAUUUAAACUAGAAGCAAAAUAUAUUCAAAAAAUCUAUUUACAAAUAUUUAGAUUUUGUUGCUUUACCUUGAUGCACUCAGACACUAACAUUGUAACAUCAGCAUUGGAAACUUUAACCCAAUUGUUUAUCUUUUGUCCAUCUGAUACAUUACAAGUUUUGACAAAAAAAAAGAUGUUGAACCAAACUAAACUUUAUGAGACUGAAGUUGCUAAAAUGCAUACCCUAGUCAAUUCUAUUAAGAUGCCACAAACAUUAGCUCAAAGUUUAGAAAAAUCAUUUCACCAUAGUUCAUCUGAAAGUUUAGAAUCUACAUUUGUACAAGUUUCUUUUCCAAAGUUUGAGGAUGAACCAAAGUCAGCAUCACAGUCUUUUGAAUCGACAAGACCUUCUAUUUCAUCAGCAAAUUCGAUGACCAAUUUAUAUUCAGAAUUUGGUGAUGACAGUUUGAGCGAGGUAGACUCGAUAGCAGAAAAUGUAUUCUUUUCAGAAUAUGAGAGUCCUCGAGAUUUUGAUUUGCAGAGUGUAACUUCGGAACAUAGUUGUCAUUCUACAACCGGUUCAGUUCUACAACAAGAAUUAGAAUUUAUUAAUCAAAUUUGUGAUGAUGUACCAUUAAAUACACUAUGUAAGAAAAUCACAUCAUUAUUCUUAGCUCCAGAUGCCAAUAGACAUGUUAGAACAGGAGUAAGAUCUUCAGCACUUGGGUGUAUCACUGAAAUGAUGAGAAUAGAUCCAAAACUAGCUCUAAUUACAUUAGACUUAUCCAACACAACAGAAACUGUAUUACAAAUUGCAAUCACUUACACCAGUCAUGAAGAUCAUCUUUUAAGAGGAAUGGCUAUUAAGCUGAUUGGUACUUAUAUUGAAGUGAUUCUCAGGAAAAAUACCGGUGAAUUUACAUUGCCGAAAUAUUCAGAUACACCUAAUGUAGAGAUCGGUGAUUUAAUUUAUAUCAUAGUGCAGGGCUUAAGAGAUGAAUCCUAUAUGUGUGUAUGUCAUUCUCUAUCAGCUGUGUCAGUUUGUCUAAUGCCCCUUUUAAAUAGCGAAGCUUCCAAUUGUACGAUUCCUUUAUUUGAAACUAUUCUAUCAGAUAUAAGUUCUUAUUGGCUUGUCAAGGUUAAACUGCUAGAAAUAAUUGAAAAUCUAUCAUUUAUGACAGUGUACUAUGUAACAAAUAGUUCAACGUAUCAGGAUCGUAUUUUAGACAGAAUAAUAUUAAAAUUUUUGUAUGAUAAUGAACAUAGCGUUAGACAAGCAGCAGCUAAAUGUUUAUUAAGUGUUGUUCGGAACUGUUACUAUAAAAUUGACUAUAAACAACAAGAUGUUAUUACAUCGUGGGUGUGCACUCAUGCUAAUUUGUAUUAUUCAAAUUUUCUUCAGCUUCAAAGUAAUGUAUUUUAUGACUUGUAUGGCGAGGCCUCAUUAACGCGUCUAAUCAAUCGUUUGACUAAUGAUCUUAUAAAAAACCAUUCGGUAUUUGGAAUUGCUGGAUGUAUUGAGGCACUAACAUUACUAUCUGACACAUACAAGUCUCCAGCAUAUCCAAAUGCUUGGAAAUGUGUAGUUACUACCAAAGGAUUUAAUCAUAAUUCGUCUAGUCCAUGUUCUGCUUUAUUUACUUCAGUACUUUCAACCAUGACAUCAUCAACUGCUGCAUUUGACUUGGAAAUGCAUUGUUGGAUGUUAAAAUUAUCUUCCAAUUUGGUUACUGAACUAGCUAAUUCACUGCAAAGUUUAAAGGAUCAUAAGAUCGAAUUUGGCAAAUAUAAUUGUUGGUUUGAAGAUGAAAAACUAAAGAAGCAAUUCAACGAAUUAUGGACACAUGUCCUAAAACUUUUAAAUAUGCUACGAAAUGUGAUAUUAGAUUACAGAGAACCUACUCAUACACCGAUUUCAGUACAAAAAUCUGAAGAAAAUAAAAAAGAAAAAAAUGGUUCUCGUGGGUUACCUUCACGUAGUAACUAUUACUACAAAUUACAGUCCAUAACUAAGGCUUCAUACAACAAUUACAAGUUAUCUCUUGAAAAUACAAGUAAUGAAAAAUUUAUUAAGUUUCUCGAGGCGGUUCUCCAUGCUUUAAAGAUACUGCUUCAAUUUAUCGCUACAACAGAAUGUAACCAGCACGUUGAGCGUAUAACCCUAUGUGUUACUGCUGUCACCAAUUUAGCACCUAAUUAUAGUUCUCAAGUCUUAGCCGAGUUACUCAAGUGCUUAAUAUCAAAGAAUAAUACAGCAAAAAGUCUUCAACAAUACACUAAAAGAGAUCUUACAUUCAAUAAAAGCAACAUGAUUUUACCUUGUCUGUAUACACAGGCAUUAGAAAUCCCCUAUGAGUAUGUUUGUAGUUUUAUAGAUUCCAAAAUUAAAACGUUCCAGUAUGCAAAUAAACGCUGGGAAGAUGAAAGAGUUCGUACGACUUCAAUUGGUGGAAAACUAUUUACUCCUAACUCUGAAAGUAUUGAUUUCUCAACAAACCUCAAAUGUUUUCGUCCAUUAAUAAUAAAACUGUUGAAGGAGUACGUAGUUACUGGAGAUGUGCAAGUGCAGUCCAACAUAUUAGAACUGCUAAUAGUAAUGACUCAAUGUAAAAUCAACUUCAACAUAAUUGAUCCGAAACAAGAAUUUUUAAAUUUUAUUUUUAGUCAAUUUGAUUAUCUAGAAAAUGGUCUCUUUAGAAAUCCAGAAGAGUUAAUAAGAAAAAUAUUUCAUCUGUUUAUAAGUUUAUCUGCAGAUAAAAACAAGUCAAAUAAUAAUUUAAUUUCUGAAGCUAUACGCCUGUGUGAUGGACUAAUGGCAAGUGGAUAUCCACCUGACUUAUAUUGUAUUCCAGCAAUUUUACCGAUUGUAGAAAACGUAUAUGUAUUAAAAUCAGCAUUUUUGGUGAACUCAUCUGAUUUAAAAGAACUUGAAGCACAAAGAGAAAUGUUGUUCGCCAUGUUAUUAAGGUUGUGUCAAUUUAACAAAGUUAUCAGUAUUCUUAGCUUGGUUAUAAUGGAAGGAAGUGAAGAAAAGUGGAGAAAACAAUCUAGACAGCUAUUCGACACUCUUUAUACUUCUCUUGGCGGAUGUAAAAUCCAGGCAUCUUUAUCAUCACUAAUUAAUCUAUUAUUAACUUUACAUCCAUCUUCUUAUAGCCUUCAACAGCAACUUUAUGUUAUGUUUAACACGUGUUACGAUGUUGAAAAAUGCACCUUAGAACCUUGGUUGAAAACUGUGCUCUCAAACUUAUUAAUAAUUCUUGUUCAAAGAUCUGAAGAUGUAAUUUUAUUGAAAAUUUCUGAGUCCGAUAUUUCUAUAAGUUCUAAUUUAUUUGAACUCACCACACAGUCAGAUCCAUUAAAUGCUUCUCUAUUAAACAAAAAGAACCUUCCGGGAGAGCAAACAUUUUCUAAAUUCUUGUUCAGAGUUAUAUACUUAACUGUUAAUGACAUUAAGAUUUUUUAUGGUCAGCCUCAAGACAACAGUGAAAGUAAAGUAUGUCUGUUGUCGGAAUUCUUACUGACCUGUCAAUAUAUUGUACAAUCUGGUACUUUUCCAAAAAUUGUAAAAGCUCUACAAAAUUUACUCGCUGAUCCCGUGUUUAAUAUGCUUCAUGAGAACAUUUUGACUUUAUCAAUGACUUAUCCGUUACUCGUUAUGCAUUGGGUACAAUUUAUUGGUAUUUUAGAUUAUGAUAAUAUCGACUUUUGGAAAUCAUUAUUAUGCAUAAAUACUUCUAAAAAUCAGUUAAGAUGUUGUUUCUAUUUAAGCAUUGUUCAAAAAGGUUGCUUUUUGAUUUUAUGUGAAAUAUUAAGCAAAAAAGUCAGUCUUGAUAACGAGUUAUUAAAGUGGUUUUUAUCUGAUUGUGUUAUCCAACUAUUGGAACUGGGAAAUGAAACGUCUACCCAAGAACUCCUUAACUGUGUUAACAAAGAUCCUGAUCUAAGUCUUUUACAUUUAAUGGCCAUGAAAGAAAAAUGUAUUGAAGAAAAGGUGAAUUUAACGAAUGAGCUCUUGAGAAGUAUGAAUGAAGCCCACCCGGCUCAUUGUGGAGAAGUAAUAAAAAUGAUUUUGCCUUCAGUGUUAGAAGAUCCACAUUUGGCUUUGUCACAGUUUGCUAGUUCUAUUGCUAUUAGAAAAAUGGAGUAUCUCCUUACAUUACCUGUCAGCGAGAGCUCUUCUCAGUUGAGUAGCGACGAGACCAAACAUAUCCUCGAGUACUUUAAUAAAUUUAAUGUGUGUAUUAGGAAUCGUUAUUGUAUACUUAUAUCAUUGUUUAACAAAUUCGGUACCCAAUGUUAUGGUUAUACGAGCGUAGAAAUUGACCAAAAUAAAACAGUCAGUAUAAAUGAAAUAAAAAAUAUUGUGAUCGACAAAAGCUGGUUUUUAGAACAAGUUAAAAUUAGAUGCUGUCGAAAUGACUGCCCCAGCUUCGAGUCGGCUAAACUGUUAUCUAAUUUACCAUUGCAGGACUCUGUUUUUAUUAUGAGGGCAGAUGGCUUCAAUCUUGAUAUUCUACAACACUGUUUCGUCGUAUCAACAUUUAUUACGAUUGAAAAUUGGAAAACAUUAUCUGAAGACGCAACUAUCUUAGAGUUAUGUCCGUUAUUUGUAGCCACACGAUUUGUACUAGUGCAGCAUAUUCAGUUAGCUUGUAGCUAUUUACCUAGAUUCCAUCAAGUCUUUCUGCCACUAAACAAAAAAUUAACUGAAAAACAAAGUUCUUACAAAACACGCAUGUGUGAACUGUUUGAAGACAAAGAAUUGGUCAAAAGCGCAUUGCAAAUUAUACCAGCGGUAACACAAUUUUUGGAAUGUGUAAAAUGUUUAUCUAAGUACAAAAACAAAAAACACAUAAUAUUAAUGGACUCAAACAAGACACUUUUAAAAUUUACUAUAUUUAUGGUUGAAUUAUUAAAAUGGAAAUUAUCCAAAAAAAAUGCUGCAACUAGUAUGAUACAGUUGCUCUUAAAAUGCGCUUACUGUGUAUUUGAUGUUUGUGACUUGGCCAAUGACUUAUGUUCGACAGAAUUAGGAUCAAUGGCUUCAACAUUAGUAUCUGUAGUCGAGUUUAUUUCUGAAGAUGUGCUACCAUUAGUAUCUGAUAAUUAUUAUACGACAAAAACAUCAGAGCUAAUUCCGACGUGUCGGCAAAUUUCAUCGUUGAUCACUUGGGUAGAAACGUCCCAUUCCGCAGUAUCAAAGUUUUAUUUGAAUCAAAUUACAUGUUCCAUUAUACAAAUUAUCAGUCGUCAUCCAUUGGUGAACGGCUAUGUGCGGGUACCUCCUGAAGCAUGGAAUAUGUUACAGCCUAAAUCCAGUGGUGAUGAUUUUGUUAUACCACCGUUACCUAUUGAUGUGUUGCAAGAAAUAGACGUGCUUAAGCAGUUUGUAUCCAGACUGAGCGUAGUAGGUUGGAACAGCAAACAGCAGUUUGAAGAAACAUGGAUGACAUUACUAAGUGUACUGGUUCCGUCCAACGAAACCGACAUACCCAAAGAAGAGCAAAUAUCUCGAAUACAGGCGAGUAGUGAGGCUGUAAAUGGAAUUACUCAGUUGUUUAGCCAGACAUUAUUCAAACAUUAUCCAGGGGAUACUACUAAAAACACGUUUCUACAUGUGUCAAGAGACUCUCCUCUCAAUUUAUCCAAACACAAGUGGUUUAUAAAACUAGAAGAAGUCAACGAAUUGAUUUAUGCUACAUUCGGUAAGUUUAGACGUACAGCAAGUAAAGAAUGUUUAUUGGAUCGCUUAGAACAAAGAGCCAACAUAGAAAGAAUUCACAAUCAGCAUAGGUAUAGUUAUCAUCAACUAUCUGUAAAAUUUUUACAAACUGCUAUAUCAGAUGAAUGGAAAUCGUCUUAUAGGUGUUCGAGUCCUAAGCAUUCAAAUUCCAAUAAACAAUUGUUUGAGCGGACCAAUAUUUUAAAAGAAAGUGGCUUAGACCUUACAUCCUGUACAUCACUCUUAAAAGAUGUUUUUAAUCAAUGGUUAGAACCAAAAACGCGUGGAUCUUUAUCUCAAACAAAUGAAAUGAUAAAAUGUCUGCUUGUGGUAUCGGACUUAUUUACUGAAAGAGAACAUUACAUUUGGAUGCUUAAUGCGUGUUUGAACUUAUCUAAUAUACAUCAUCAUGAAGAUUUGAUUUUGCACCAAUACGUUAUUAUUGCUGCAGCUAAAGCAUUGGCAGUUUCUAAAGUUGAGGAUUUAAGUAUCAGAGAGAAAGUUCUAAAACUAAUAGACACUGGACUGAAAUCAAACUGUCGUUUAACCCAGUUGGCGGCUUUACAUGGUCUCCUCUAUUUGUUAGAAGGUUGUUUUACUGAUGAAAAUCUACCCAAUGGUUCAGAUAUUGUUCAAAUGGCUGUAGACUUCGUACAAAAACACUUGUGCACAGAAUACUCAAUGCUAUAUGAGUGCGAGUGGCAACUUUGUCUAAUAUCAAUUGCCUUCUACGUGGUUGAACAUGGUUUAGAUAGCAUGGAUGAUUCAAUACUUGUUUCACUUGAAGGACUGACAAAAGUUGUAUCGUCUUCUAGGAACUUUAAUCUUUAUCAAGCUCUUAUACAGGGAUUUCAACGUAUUGUUUAUACAAAACAUUCAAAUCAAAAUAUUAUUGAGCAAAUAACAACAUUAGCUUUGGACAGACUGUCAAACGCUCCACCUGGAUUUUCCUUGCCAGCACUACAAUUACUUUUGUCAUGCAUUUAUGCAGAACAUUAUGUUGAAAACAUGCAAGACGAUAUUGACCCAGACAUUAUAGUUGCAGAAAUGGAAAAAGUCAGCAUGCUGUUUGAAAGGAUCAAAAAAGGUUGUUUGCUGGAAGUAGAGAUCACUACGGUUAUCAUGUCUAAAGUAUUAACUGAUAUUUUUCCAGCGUCAUAUGUAUUGAUGAGAGUUGUUGGCGAAUUUCUAUCGCCCAAUCAACCUCAUCCAACUCAUAUGUGUAUUGUAGUAAAUGAGAUAUUUGAACAGCUUAUUGAGGGAUCUCAAUUGGAUUUAUUACAAGAUUGGGUCAUUACUUCACUUAGUAAUUUUACUCAGGGACUUCAAAUUCCUAUGGCGAUCUAUUGCUUGAUUUGUUUCUUCAUAAGCUCUUCUACUAAUCAAUGGCUAAGAGCAAUAUUUCCUCACGUGCGACUACGACUUGGACGUUACGAAUAUGAAGACAGGAAACUACUGUGUAUAGCAGCGUUGAACUUUUAUAGUAAUUUAUCAAAUGAAAACCAAAAAAAAUUGUACAAAGAAUCAUUUCAGUCUUCAGCCAAAUCCAAAAAUCCUUUCAGAGAUAUUCUUUUAUGCUUGGAGUAAUGGUAAAAUUCUCGAAAUGAAAAACAUUAAUGUGCCUCAUUAGUUAAUUAAUUUAAUGGUAUACCAUGGUGUUUAUAUUAUUUAAUAUAUUUUUACAUAUU